AUGCCCCCACCACUCUCCACCUCUGCAAGGGAUCUGAUUAUAGAUCCUAACCCAGAUGCCACUUAUGCGUCUGUUAAAGCGGAGAUUCUGCGCCGCAACACCAGGUCUGCGGAGAGCCGCUUCAACGAACUGAUACAGGGUGAAGAAUUAGGGGACAGAACACCAUCAGAGUUUUUGCGCUCCCUGCGCGCAUCAAGUGGUGGUUCAACCGACAUGCCCCUUUUUAGAGAAAUAUUUUUUUCCAAAUUGCCUUCUAGCAUACGGAAAAUUUUCGACACGGCCCUUGAGGACAUCACCGUAGAUCAGCUCGCCACAAUGGCAGACAAAGUUUUGGAAAUUUAUGGACAUCCAUCAUCACAUUCGGCAGCCUCAGAUAAAUCCUCUCCCUUAUCAUAUGACGCCAUUUCUGACAAGCUGGACGUGCUCACGCGACAGAUGGACGCGCUGUGCCGGGAUUAUAGGCGUUGUUCACGUAGUCGCAGUCGUUCUGCCUCUCGUACCCCUCAGUCACAUUCUGGACUGUGUUGGUACCAUUCCAAAUUUGCAGGCAAAGCGCACACGUGCAUCCAGCCUUGUAGUUUUAAACCCUGGCGAAACUAG
Messenger RNA from Octopus sinensis (East Asian common octopus), 600 nucleotides. RefSeq lists its product as uncharacterized. The transcript has a single exon. Bases 1 to 600 code for a protein of 199 amino acids. Lineage: Eukaryota; Metazoa; Mollusca; Cephalopoda; Octopoda; Octopodidae. The record is from RefSeq and is a predicted model, not a curated record.